GUUAUCAAUUUGUUUGUGGCUGUCAUCAUGGACAACUUUGACUAUUUAACCAGAGAUUGGUCAAUUCUCGGUCCACACCAUCUCGAAGAGUUUGUCCGCCUAUGGUCUGAGUACGAUCCCGAUGCUAAGGGUAAGCUUACCUUAUAG
Molecule: messenger RNA, 147 nt
Organism: Strongylus vulgaris
Lineage: Eukaryota; Metazoa; Nematoda; Chromadorea; Rhabditida; Strongylidae
Source: the annotation of a GenBank genome assembly